AUGAUAUCUCCAUCACCGAAGGAAAUUGGUGGACACGAUGGAAAGGGAAUUGGUGGCAUUGGAGAUGGUGGUAUUGGAGGUGGUGGCAUUAAAGGCAUUGGAGAUGGCGGCAUUAAAGGCGGUGGUAUAGGAGGUGGUGGUAUAGGAGGUGGUGGCAUUGGAGGUGGUGACAUUAAAGGUGGUGGCAUUGGAGGUGGUGGCAUUGGAGGCGGUGGUAUUGGAGGUGGUUCCGUCGUAGAAACUUGUCCUCGACCCUCCCCUGAGGCCGUAAGAUGCCUGAAACAGUGGGCGUGUCAGGAAGUCCUUCGCGUGGAUCUGCGCUGCCUGCUAAAUAUAAAUAGACAUAGCUUGCUGGGCAACCUGGUAAAGGUGCCUGGCAUAACGGGCGGUACAGCCGGUGGUCACGGUGCACACGGUGCUCACGGUGGUGGCAUUCUAAGCGGACUGCUGACUGGCUAG
Drosophila mojavensis is the source of this 459-nucleotide messenger RNA. RefSeq names its product acanthoscurrin-1. The transcript has 3 exons. Lineage: Eukaryota; Metazoa; Arthropoda; Insecta; Diptera; Drosophilidae. Bases 1 to 459 code for a protein of 152 amino acids. The record is from RefSeq and is a predicted model, not a curated record.